Messenger RNA from Amborella trichopoda, 3478 nucleotides. RefSeq names its product heteroglycan glucosidase 1 (gene HGL1). NCBI's taxonomy places the organism in Eukaryota, Viridiplantae, Streptophyta, Magnoliopsida, Amborellales, Amborellaceae. Gene Ontology annotation, molecular function: hydrolase activity, hydrolyzing O-glycosyl compounds; carbohydrate binding. The record is from RefSeq and is a predicted model, not a curated record. Gene Ontology annotation, biological process: carbohydrate metabolic process.
CACUCUGAGAGUGUUAAGUGCUGUGCGCAUUUACGGUCUGCACAGAGAACAUUGUAAUUUGUGUCAACUGAAAAUGAUUUUUCAAUUAAUUUAUUAUUAAGUUAUUUAAAUAAUAGAAAUGUUAUUAUUUAAUGGCGUCUCGAUUCAUUCAGAGCAUUUGUUCCCUACAAUUCGGGUUUUAGGGUCGCCAUUAAAGUUGCAGAAGCUCCUUUACUUGGAUCAUUUUGCGACUCCUCGACCUUUCAGUGGUGGAAUUCGAAGUGGUAGACAUAGGGAUAGAAGAAACUUCGAAGUAGUCGAGGGUGUUAGUAUAAGAGCUAUUAUGGCUGGAGAGAAAGGGGUGAAUCCCGUUGCUAAUGUUUCUUUCGGGAAGAUGGUUUUUAUACCAAUAUUAGAAGAGGGUGUUUUCCGAUUUGAUUGUUCUGAAGAUGCAAGGAAAUCAGCAAAUCCAAGUCUCUCUUUUGCAGAUGGUAAAAUUAGAGACAAUGCAAUUCCAAAGGCAAACAUGCCACAAUACAUUCCUUCUUCUGAAUGCAAGAACGGCCAGCAGAUCACGGUCAUUGAGUUUCCUUCUGGAACUUCCUUCUAUGGAACUGGUGAAGUUAGUGGAAAUCUUGAGCGCACGGGAAAGAGAAUAUUUACAUGGAACACGGAUGCUUGGGGUUAUGGCUUGGGAACAACAUCUUUAUACCAAUCUCAUCCUUGGGUCUUUGCCCUACUUCCAAAUGGGGAGGCCUUUGGAGUUCUUGCUGACACAACUAGGCGUUGUGAGAUAGACCUGCAACAAGAGUCGAUUAUAAAAUUUGUAGCUCCUGCUGUGUACCCGAUCAUUACAUUUGGUCCAUUUGCAUCUCCAACUGAAGUUUUGACCUCUUUAUCUGUUGCAACUGGGACUGUUUUCAUGCCACCAAAAUGGUCUCUUGGUUAUCAUCAAUGCCGUUGGAGCUAUGAUUCAGAUGCCAGAGUUCGUGAGGUGACACAGACAUUUAGAGAGAGGAAAAUACCUUGUGAUGUCAUUUGGAUGGACAUUGACUAUAUGAACGGGUUUCGUUGUUUCACUUUUGAUCAAGAGCGGUUCCCUGAUCCAAAAUCUUUGGUAAAUGAUCUCCAUGAUAAUGGGUUCAAAGCAAUCUGGAUGCUGGAUCCAGGUAUUAAACAUGAGGAAGGUUACUUUGUAUAUGACAGUGGAUCUGAAGGGGAUGUAUGGAUUCUGCAAGCAGAUGGGAAGCCAUAUGUUGGAGAGGUGUGGCCUGGGCCUUGUGUCUUUCCCGAUUAUACUCAAGGGAAAACUCGUUUGUGGUGGGCCAAGCUAGUUAAAGAUUUUUGUGCUAAUGGUGUAGAUGGAAUAUGGAACGAUAUGAAUGAGCCUGCUGUAUUUAUGACUCUAACCAAAACAAUGCCUGAAAGCAACAUACAUAGAGGGGAUGAUGAACUUGGUGGAUUGCAGAAUCACUCAUAUUAUCACAAUGUCUAUGGUUUGCUGAUGGCAAGAUCGACUUACGAAGGAAUGCAUUUAGCUUCUGAGAAAAGGCGUCCAUUUGUUCUGACAAGAGCAGGAUUUAUAGGUAGUCAAAGAUAUGCUGCAACAUGGACUGGAGAUAACUUAUCGACUUGGGAGCAUCUACAUAUGAGCAUCUCCAUGGUUCUUUCACUAGGCCUUAGUGGUCAACCACUAUCUGGGCCAGAUAUUGGUGGAUUCGCUGGAAAUGCAACACCUAGGCUUUUUGGAAGAUGGAUGGGUUUUGGUGCUAUGUUUCCAUUUUGCCGUGGGCACUCAGAAACUGGAACUCUAGACCAUGAACCAUGGUCCUUUGGAAAGGAGUGUGAAGAAGUAUGCCGUCUUGCAUUAACUAGGCGUUAUCGGUUUAUCCCACAUAUAUAUACUCUUUUUUACUUUGCUCAUAUGAAAGGAACCCUCGUGGCAACUCCUGUAUUUUUUGCUGAUCCAAAAGAUGCAAAGUUGAGGAAAGUUGAGAAUGCAUUCCUAUUGGGCUCCCUUUUGGUGUAUGCAAGCACUGCUCCUGAAAAGAGAUCGAAUGCUUCAGGGGAUAUUUUGCCUGCGGGUAUUUGGUUGCGUUUUGAUUUUGAUGACCAACAUCCUGAUCUACCUACACUAUAUUUGCAAGGAGGAUCAAUUGUUCCUGUGGGUCCAGUUCUUCAGCAUGUUGGUGAAGCAAAGCCGACGGAUAACGUCAUACUCAUGGUUGCCUUAGAUGAACAUGGAAAAGCAAGAGGUAUUCUAUUUGAGGAUGACGGUGAUGGAUAUGGAUUUCGACGUGGGGAAUAUAUCUUGACCUAUUAUGAAGCUCAACUUUCUUCUGGAAUUGUUUCCAUUAAAGUUUCCAAAACAGAAGGAUCAUCUCCACGGCCAAGACGCAGCCUUCAUGUGCAAUUAUUGCUUGGUGAAGGUGCUAAGAUUGAUGCUUGGGGUCUGGAUGGGGAGGAAGUACGGAUUGUCAUGCCUUCUUCUGAUGAAGUUUCCAAAUUAGUAUCUGCAAGUGCAAAUCAAUAUAAAAGCCUUAUGGAAAAUUCCCAAUGUAUUCCUGAUGUAGAGAAGUACUCUGAUCACAAGGGAGUAGAACUUUCAAGGACUCCUGUUGAAUUGAAUAGUGGGGAAUGGGAACUAAAGAUAGUACCUUGGAUAGGGGGCCGGAUGAUAUCUAUGUCACAUGCUCCAACUGGCACUCAAUGGCUUCACAGCAGGAUCGAGAUCGAAGGCUAUGAGGAGUACAGUGGAGUUGAAUUCCAUUCUGCUGGUUGCUCUGAAGAAUACACAGUUACAGAGAGGAAGCUAGAGCAGUCUGGGGAGGAGUCGUCUCUUGCUUUAGAAGGUGAUAUUGGAGGUGGAUUAGUUCUACAACGUUGUUUUCGGAUUCCAAGAGAAAAUCCCAAAGUUUUCACGAUUGAGUCUGCCAUUGUUGCACGUAGUAUUGGUGCUGGUUCAGGUGGAUUCUCAAGGCUGGUUUGCUUGAGGGUGCACCCAAUGUUUACAAUCUUGCAUCCAACAGAGGUUUGUGUUGCCUUCACUUCCAUUGAUGGAGUAACGUGUGAAAUUAAGCCAGAAUCUGGAGAACAGAUGCUAGAGGGGAGCAGCCUGCCUAAUGGUGAGUGGAUGCUGGUGGACAAGUGUGCAGGAUUGUGUUUGGUUAACAGGUUCAAUAUAAAGGAGGUCGCAAAGUGUCUGAUCCAUUGGGGGACUGGCACCUGUAACUUGGAGCUCUGGACUGAUGAGAGGCCAGUUUCUAAGGACACUCCUUUGCAAAUUUCCCAUGAGUACGAAGUGAAAGCAUUACAAGACCAAUGAAUUCCCUGGAAAUGAAUCACUUUGUUCUCUUUUUAUAUUCGAAACAAAAAUUAUUGGUAAAUUGGGCAUUUAGGAGUACAAGAUUUAGGAAAGAACUUCAGUAAAUUAUCUAUUUGUCUAUGUUCAACACUGCCCAACAAUGAGGUCCCUCAGCAAAUAUGCAAAUUCCCUCUC